UUUCUGCUCAGCAACUUGACCAAACUUGCUCUUGCUCUCCUUGUGGCUCCAGCUCGGGUUUUUUUCUUUUUUCUUUUUUUUUUCUUUUUCUUUUUUCUUUUUUUUUUUUUUUUACAAACCCCACCCUCCAUUACUCAGCCAGUCUCCUACGUGUUAGGACUGGUGCUGUGGAGGUUUACAAGCCCUGGGAAGCAUCUGGGGCAAAGAGAGAAAAAAAACAAGCACUUUCCCCUCUCCUCUCGGCUCCGUGUCUUCGCUCCGGAGAGUUAAAGCGACUUUUUUCCGCAGCGGCCGCAUGUCUGAGGAGUUUUUACAUGGUGGCAUCCGGCCACGGCUCCGUCCAGCCAGCAGAUAGAACAGCAGGCAGGGUUUCUCUCCAUGUUCUCCGACUUGGAUUAAGUUCUGCAUGGAAACAAAUGUUAUUUGAACCCACAGAGAGGAGCGGAGCGACAAUCAGCGGGUGUCGGAUACAAGUCUUCUUCUUUUUCUCCUUUUUUAUUUAUUUUUUUGCAGAACUGGGACACAAGCGUGUCUGAUUUCUGCAAAACUGAUCUAAACUUCUGCUGCUGCUGCGAUGCCUGCGAGGUUUCAGAUGCACUUUGGAGGAUUUUAGUCCAGUUUGAACCGGGAUAACACAGACGCGCCUCUAAGGAGCGGAGGGGAAAAGACGCACAACAGCAACAUAAUUAAAAGUAGAGUUUAUAGAAAUUCAAGCAUGGCGUUGAAGGCGAGGGUGUUGUACGACUUCACCUCGGAGAACCCAGGGGAGAUCUCCAUAAGGGAGGACGAGGUGGUGACUCUGUACAGCGAGGAGGAGCUGGAGGGCUGGCUGGAGGGGGAGAACAGCCGGGGGGAGGCCGGCCUCUUCCCCGGCUCCUACGUGGAGAUCAUCAGGGACCAGAGAGCCUCCUCCUCCUCCUCUUCCUCCUGCAUCACCUCCACCACCAAUAACAACAACGGCUUCUCCUCACCCAGCAAAGCCAAAGCCAUGACCCCCCCACACACCGCCGCCUACCCGUCCCAGGACCCCCAGCAGCCAUCGUCCCACAGAGGAGGGACCAGCCAGGGCAGCGAUGACGACUGGGACGACGACUGGGACGACGGCUCCGUGGCGGCGGAUGAGCCCCACGGCGGCGGCGCCGUCCCGCCCUACCCAGUCACCACCUCGUUACCGGGGCGACGCAGCAGCGCCCAGCAGCACUCGCAGGCCAAGAGCUCGGCCACGGUGGGACGCAACCUCAACCGCUUCUCCACCUUCGUCAAGUCCGGGGGCGAGGCCUUCCUGCUCGGCGAGGCCUCGGCGUUCGUGAAGGACGGCGACCGGAUCUGCGUGGUGACGGGGCCGCACGGGCCCGAGUGGCAGGAGGACCCGUACCCCUUCACCUGCACCAUCGACGACCCCACCAAGCAGACCAAGUUCAAGGGCAUGAAGAGCUACAUGUCGUACGGGCUGACGCCGACUCACACCAACGUGCAGGUGAACCGCAGGUACAAGCACUUCGACUGGCUGUACGCCCGCCUGGUGGAGCGCUUCCCCGUCAUCUCGGUGCCCCACCUGCCGGAGAAGCAGGCCACCGGCCGCUUCGAGGAGGACUUCAUCUCCAAACGCAGGAAGGGCCUGAUCUGGUGGAUGAACCACAUGACCAGCCACCCGGUGCUGGCGCACUGCGACGUCUUCCAGCACUUCCUGACGUGCGGGACGGACGAGAAGGCCUGGAAACAGGGCAAGAGGAAGGCGGAGAGGGACGAGCUGGUCGGCGCCAAUUUCUUCCUCACCAUCAGCCCGCCCGCCGUCCCGCUGGACCUGCAGGAGGUGGAGAGCAAGAUCGAAGGCUUCAAGACGUUCACCAAGCGGAUGGACGAGAACAUCGUGGUGGUCAACACCACCAUCAACGAGUUCGCCCGCAAGCAGAUCACGGGCUUCAAGAAGGAGUACCAGAAGGUGGGCCAGGCCUUCAAGCUGCUGGGCCAGGCCUUUGAGCUGGACCAGCAGGCCUACUCGGCCGGCCUGAACCGGGCCAUCGCCUGCACCGGCGACGCCUACGAGGCCAUCGGGGACUAUUUUGCCGAGCAGCCGCGGCACGACCUCGACCCCAUAUCUGACCUGCUGGACCUGUACAGAGGACACCUGGCCAACUACCCCGACAUCAUCCACGUGCAGAAAGGUGCUCUCACCAAGGUGAAGGACUGUCCCAAGCAGGAGGGGGAGCUGCACGAGCGCUGCAACAUCAUCUCCUGCGCCACGCUGGCCGAGAUCCAGCACUUCCACCGCACGCGCGUCCGGGACUUCCGCUCGCAGAUGCAGCAGCACCUCCGGCAGCAGAUCUCCUUCUUCCAGAAGGUGACGGCCACGCUGCAGGACACGCUGCAGAGGUACGACGACGACCACUAGCCCGCCGGCGCAGGGGCGAGAGGAGGAGGAAGAGGAGGAGUCGGCCCGGAGGAAAAGGGGUGUUGGACUUGCGAUGGAAGCCCUGUGGAGACAAACUUCGUCCAAUCAGAGAGAGAAGACGCGAUCUGAUGGAUUUUUUUUUUCAUCCAGUCAUGAAAGAGAUAAAACUGCACGUCGCUCACUGGAGCCGUUCUGAUGGAUGUUUUCUGUUUCAGAGCGAAGGCCUCGGGCUCGACCUCAUCACACACACUGACACACACACACACACACACAUGUUUUCGAUCUGACAGAGUCGCCUCUCACUUCCUGGUUUUUCCGGCGGUCACGUGACCGUCCCAUGCUCCGCCUCCGCCUCCGCCUCCGCCUCGCCGCUUAAUGGAAACCAUCCGCCGCUCUGAAAGCCAGACACCAGAAACACAUCACCUGACCCUCAGCCGCAGGUCUUCAUGAUUUAAAGGACUGAAGUAGAGACACACGGGGGGG
Messenger RNA from Myripristis murdjan (pinecone soldierfish), 2875 nucleotides. Its product is annotated as sorting nexin-18-like. NCBI's taxonomy places the organism in Eukaryota, Metazoa, Chordata, Actinopteri, Holocentriformes, Holocentridae. Gene Ontology annotation, cellular component: cytoplasmic vesicle; plasma membrane. The transcript is spliced from 5 exons. Gene Ontology annotation, biological process: endocytosis; protein transport; cleavage furrow formation. Gene Ontology annotation, molecular function: phosphatidylinositol binding; protein binding. The record is from RefSeq and is a predicted model, not a curated record. Bases 716 to 2392 code for a protein of 558 amino acids.